UCCGGUUAUCUUUAUGUGGCUAAGCUAAUGUUAGCUUAGCAGCGUUAGCUCGGCCUGUCACUGCAGCUGUGUCGACCCUUCAGGUGAGUUUCUGUGAGAAACACCAUGCACUUCUAAAACAAUGUACCGGUGGAGGGAAACCAGUGCAGUUCUUCGUCUUUGCCCAGCCUGAUGAACAUGGAGAUGCCCCGGAAGCGCAAGGGCAGCAUCGACCAGGAUUCAAAAUCUGCUUCCAUCCCUGAAGACAUGGAGGACGACCCAAAUGGGUCAGAUGAGGAGGACCAACAUGCCAAAAUGAAAUGCCUCAGGGAACCACACAGCCAAAUUGAGAAGAGAAGACGGGACAAAAUGAACCAUCUCAUUGACAAACUGUCGGCCAUGAUACCUACUUGUAACCCCUUGUCAAGGAAGCUGGACAAACUCACUGUGCUCAGAAUGGCUGUGCAGCACCUCAAAUCUCUCAAAGGUUCAGGAGCAUCUUUUUUUGAAGCCAACUACAAACCAUCAUUCCUUCCUGAAGAGGAGCUCAAACACCUUGUCCUCAAGGCUGCAGAUGGGUUCCUCUUUGUAGUGGGCUGUGAUCGUGGGAAAAUAGUUUUUGUCUCAGAGUCCGUCACGAAGAUUUUAAAUUAUAGUCGGGUAGAGCUGAUUGGACAGAGCCUGUUUGAUUACAUACACCCAAAGGACAUUGGAAAAGUGAAGGAGCAGCUGUCCGCUUCCGAGUUAUACCCCCGUGAACGACUAAUAGACGCUAAAACUGGUCUGCAGGUACAGGCUGACCUUCCUGUCGGAGCGGCGCGGCUGUCUACGGGGGCACGCCGAUCGUUCUUCUGCCGCAUGAAGUACAACAAGAUUUUAGCCAAAGCGGUGGAGAAAGAAUUCCAAUCCAGCUCAUCCAAAAAGAAAGAGACACAGAAGUACUGCACUGUCCACUGCACAGGCUACAUGCGCAGCUGGCCCACCAGCCAGCUGGGAGCAGACGAGGGGGGGGAGGCAGAUAAGCAGGACAGCUCCCACUUCAGCUGCCUGGUGGCGGUGGGGCGCGUCCACUCCCACUCAGCCCCCCAGGUGAACGGAGAAGUGCGAGUUAAACCCACAGAGUUCACUACACGUUUUGCCAUGGACGGAAAAUUCACCUAUGUUGAUCAAAGGGCGACAACCAUUCUUGGUUAUCUUCCCCAAGAAUUACUUGGGACUUCAUGCUAUGAGUACUUCCAUCAAGAUGACUUAUUGCAUUUAGCUGACAGGCAUAGAAAAGUGCUACGAAGUAAAGAGAAAAUAGAGACAAACUGCUACAAGUUCAAAACGAAACAUGGCUCCUUCGUCACGCUGCAGAGUCACUGGUUUAGUUUUGUAAAUCCCUGGACCAAAGAAGUAGAAUACAUAGUGUCAACUAACACGGUUAUAUCGCACGAUCCCAGUCGAAGCAGUCAGUCAGGAAACAAGUGGGAACAGUCGAGCAAUUCUAAGACUUCUGAAGACGACAAGAAGUCCCUUCCAAUCAUACCAGGCGUCUCCUCUGCACCUGGAGCGAUGAUCUAUGCUGGAAGCAUCGGGACCCAGAUUGCUAAUGAGCUACUGGAUUUCAACAGGAUGAACUCGUCGCCCUCCAGUGGUAAUGUCAGCCCGUUCAGUUUAUCAUCAGACAAAUGUCCACAAAGUCACAAUCAAACCAGCAACAAUGUGCCAAAUGGAGAGGUGACAGACAUGGAGGUGCCAGGAAAGUCCAGCUCAGAAGAAGAGCAACAGGGAGCUGCGUUCUCAGGAGGAGACACACUCAUGGGGGAGAAUUCCCAGAUGGACUUGGACAGCAUGGUUGGACCAGGCCUGAGCAGUCUCAGCAAUGAUGAAGCAGCCAUGGCAGUUAUCAUGCGCCUCUUGGAGACGGACACAAACUUGAACGAGGCUGUGGAUUUUGAAGAGAUGCACUGGUCUCUAUAGAAAAUAUAAAAGUAUUUAAAGAAUCUUUUUUUUUUUUAUAACGGGAUCUCCUUGAAUGCUAACUCUUAAGAUGCAGCAUUCCUUUUUUCAAGGACUUGUUUAUUUAUUUGUGACUUUGUCCUCUUAAGCUGUGUAUUCUUCAUGUGGCUGCUCGAACUGUAGUGGGGAUUGGACGACAAUGAGGAACACACCCGCUUUCCCUCUUCAGAAGGAGGAUGUGCCUCUAAAAGCCUUGCAGCGGUCUGCCUGCCAAAACACUGAUCAUCACUGUUUUUUCCUCGUAUCAUCUGUCAUCCUCCGUUCAUCUGAAGAAGCCUCACUUGGUCCAAAAACGAAUGAACAAACGAGAGACAGUGCAGUGACAUUUUUUCUCCUCUUGUCUGUUUGGGGAUAAAAAAAAAAAAGAAAUGCACUGAAUUGAUUUAAUGUUUUUUUAAACUGCCGUACUUUGAUUAGGUACUGUACUUUAAUUAAAAUGCAAGGAAGACACCUUGAUAUCCUGGCCCGUCUCUGUGACCCCCUCAGGAUCCAAGCCGUUUGUAGCCAGUCUACCGCGGCAGACCACACUUCCAUAACCUCUUAACUUUGAAAGUCACCUCUUUUUUGUGCUGCUCAGAGAUUUCUCUCAACUUGUCAGUAUCUGAACAUUUUCCAUGAAAACAGUCCAGUAACCUCUUCUCUGGAAGACUUGAACACUGACUUAACAAUACUGUAUAUGUGUGGAUUUUGUACGCUCGCAAACACCAUGUCCUCAGGCCGAGUCUUUCUUACAGGGAGAGUUUGCAGAGAAAGAAUCUGUUCUGUUAGACCUUUCUCUCCUUUCAUUUCUCAUAGCUCUGAUCUGUGUCAUAUGUAGACUAAAUUAGCUGGAGAGCAGCUGUUUUGUAAUUAAACUUCUGUCUAUGUAGAAGCUCGGAGGUUAUACUUCAUGCAUUGUGACUCAGUGCUUUAAAGGUGCAGUAAAGGUGAUAGUCAGGUGGCAGGAAAACCCCAUUUCACGUCUGACAUUUGAAUACAUGUUUGAGGUAAAUGUCUUAAGUCUAGUGGUAGUAAUAACUCAGGAAGUGAUGGAAACAAGUCUUUUAACAUACAGUAACACGGUUUGUUGUAACUGAAGCAGUAUUUUGUCCCAGAGUUUAAGAGUAUAAAAGACAUCUCUAUAUUCUAUAUAUUCUAUAUUGUUUGGAAUCAUCUUGUAAAGAGUCGCUUACACUCACAUUCAGCUAUUCAAUCUCUAUCUUAAGCUUAUAGGUUUUAUUUUUCAAUGUACUGUAAUGCAAUGUGCAUGGUUGAUGUGCAGCAGUGGUCAAAGCAAUCGAACAUUAUCAUGCAAACAUUCAUGGCGUGUGCUAUGCAGAGCUAUCAUUCCAUUCAUUCUUUAUUUUAGUGGUAUGUUUUAGCUCCUCUCACAUCGUGUAUAAAGAAGGUAGAAGACAAAUUGCUGUUCUGUUGAGAACUUGAAUAAGUGACUGAACUGUAUGGAUGACUGCAAUUUCCCCCAUGUAGUUUAAUUGUUUUUAUUUUUUACACAGCUUGGAUUUUACAUACAAAAAUAUUGAUCCCCUUUAAGGUGAUUGGCUGGAAUAUGUUAGUCAUGUGACAGCCACAUGGCCUAAUGGGAUCAGUGUAAGGUCAAGUUUAGAAGAACCAAAGCAUGUCAAAUUAUUGUCACUGUGUUUUAAAAAAAGAUUGGCAUUGUAAGCCUUGUUCAUGCCAAAUAAUAAUAACAAUGAUGUAAUUAUAAUAAUUAUAUGAUUA
Messenger RNA from Labrus mixtus (cuckoo wrasse), 3699 nucleotides. It is a transcript of the gene bmal2, whose product is annotated as basic helix-loop-helix ARNT like 2. Gene Ontology annotation, molecular function: protein dimerization activity; DNA-binding transcription factor activity, RNA polymerase II-specific; RNA polymerase II cis-regulatory region sequence-specific DNA binding. The record is from RefSeq and is a predicted model, not a curated record. Gene Ontology annotation, cellular component: transcription regulator complex; cytoplasm; aryl hydrocarbon receptor complex. Bases 172 to 1941 code for a protein of 589 amino acids. NCBI's taxonomy places the organism in Eukaryota, Metazoa, Chordata, Actinopteri, Labriformes, Labridae. The transcript has 18 exons. Gene Ontology annotation, biological process: regulation of transcription by RNA polymerase II.